GAGCAAUAAAGUGCUGCAAAGUAUCCGGGUAUAAUAGAUCAAAUUUACCGGAUAUUAUAUAAAAACAGCUAGUUGUUCUUAAUACGUUAUCAUAUAGAUUGUCUCUUUAGUAGCAGCGAUCGAAGGUAGUCAAAAUUGGCAAGAUGCUGAAGUACACAGUUCUGAGUUGCCUUAUAGCCGUUUCUUUUGCUGGUCAUGUAGCACAUGUAGCACCUGUUGUCCACACUUCAGUUCAUAGUGUUGAGGUCCCUGUAGCGGCCGUCACCAGAACCAACCAUGGAGUUAGCAGUCAGUCUAGGGUGGAUCACGCAGUUCCGAUCGUUGCACCAGUUGUAGCAUCUGUCCACGUCGCUCCGGUUCACCAUGUAGCACCAGUCCAUGGAGGAUAUGGAGGAGGAUAUGGAGGUGGUGCAGGAGGUGCUGGAGCAGGAGGAUACGGAUACGGGGGCUAUGGAUAUGGGGGCUAUGGAUAUGGUGGUUAUGGACGCUGAAUAUCGACAGCCUAAUAUUUUUAAUUAUAAGAAUUGUGAAUAAAAGAGUAUGUAAUGAA
This is a messenger RNA of Acanthoscelides obtectus, 550 nucleotides long. The record is from the annotation of a GenBank genome assembly. NCBI's taxonomy places the organism in Eukaryota, Metazoa, Arthropoda, Insecta, Coleoptera, Chrysomelidae.